GAGCUUCACUAAGUAUCUUCUGUCAGUUGUCGUUGUAACGUGCGCGAGUAUACUAAAUGAGUGAAACUAACGGUAUUAAGUGAAUUUGUGAUAGAUAGCGGUUAACAGUGUAUAAAAUGGGUCUAAAUACCAAAUUCGGUUCGAAUCAAAAACUAGUUUUAUUGACCUUGGCGGCGGCGAUUUCUAUGCAGUCGUGCAUUUUCGCGUUCGAAUUUCCUGAACCCAUUACGAAAUGCCACUUUGUCGAUGAAAAAUGUAUGAUCGAGCAGGCGCACAAGUUGUUUAAGAAAGCUGCCACAGGUGUGCCUGAAAGGGAUAUACCAGCUUUGGAGCCGUUGAAGUUGGAUAAGAUCGAAAUGUUGGGCGAUAAAAAUAGUGCUUUAAAAGUUGACUUGAUAAUGAACGAUGUUGAGAUACAUAAUUAUACGAAGGCGCGCGUUACAUCGAUCAAAGGCUUCAGCAAAGAUCUCAGUAAACCAAUGAAAGUCGUCACGCAAAAUUUCAAUCCGCGUAUCACUAUCAAGUCGAAAUAUAAGAUCAAUGGCAAUAUACUUGUGUUGCCUAUUAGAGGUGAAGGUGAACUCACUAUGGUGUUGGACAAUGUAAAAACCCGCUUUUCGACCACACUCAAAGUGGAGGAGCGUAAUGGUAAAAUUUAUUUGUCUGCUGAUACUAUCAAACUCGAAACUCAAAUGGAUAAGGUUCACACUGACAUGACAAACCUCUUUAAUGGCGACAAAACGCUCUCUGAGAGCAUGCUCCAGGUAUUGAACGACAACUGGCGGUUACUCAGUGAUGAUCUGACGCCGAUUAUCAACGAGGCAUUGGGAAAUAAAGUGAAAGAGUUGUUGAAGAAAUUCUUCAAAGAUGUGCCGUAUGAUGAUUAUUUCUUGGCGGACUAAAUGAGUGUGUUCGAAUAAAAAAUCAUAACACUGUUGAGAAGUAGAAGCAUAUUCACCAUAGAUGAACGAAAUAGCUUUAUAUAUAGUAUUUCGCGGCACAUAUUAACGAGAUGAUGGAAAUACUGUUGUUGACCAAAGAAAAUUGAAAGCUUGUGUCCAUAGUUGAUGUUGUUGGAAAUUUACUGAAUAUUUGCUGUAUUCUUUAUAGAUUGAUAUUUACAGAGCAUAUACAUACAUUAAAAUAUAAAUAAAUGAAAGCAAACACUGUAAUAGAACAAAGGCAUAAGGAAGAUAUCCACUGAUACUUCAAAGUAUAUAUUUAUAAUAUUAUAUAUCGAUAUAUCCUAGUUAUAUUUUCCAAUAUAGAGUAAAUAGUAGACCUGCUACCAAACAAAUCUGCUCAGUAUGUACCAUGGAAAGAGUGGGAAGGGUUGUAUGGUAGCAAAGGUAUUGGAAAUGACAGCUGGUGGGCACGUAAUCGAUUGCUUCGACAAAUAACAAUAAUAGAAACACAGAUAGUCACAUCUAAUACAGGGAAAUGCAAACAAAUACGACUCCACACCCUUGGAACAAGCAGGUCAUGAGUAAAUCACAUAG
Zeugodacus cucurbitae (melon fly) is the source of this 1499-nucleotide messenger RNA. RefSeq names its product circadian clock-controlled protein daywake-like. The record is from RefSeq and is a predicted model, not a curated record. Bases 117 to 902 code for a protein of 261 amino acids. The transcript is spliced from 5 exons. Lineage: Eukaryota; Metazoa; Arthropoda; Insecta; Diptera; Tephritidae.